Molecule: messenger RNA, 851 nt
Organism: Rana temporaria (common frog)
Lineage: Eukaryota; Metazoa; Chordata; Amphibia; Anura; Ranidae
Gene: EIF4E1B
Product: eukaryotic translation initiation factor 4E family member 1B
Exons: 7
Coding region: 88-738 (216 amino acids)
Biological process (GO): translational initiation
Cellular component (GO): cytoplasm; eukaryotic translation initiation factor 4F complex
Molecular function (GO): RNA 7-methylguanosine cap binding; translation initiation factor activity
Source: RefSeq, a predicted model, not a curated record
AAAGUGCUCUGUUUCUUUAAGGUGUGCAGCUCAUCAUAUAAAUAUGGACCAGAUGGCGUGUUGUAGGAUAUCCCCUGUGAUAACAAGAUGGCUGCAGCUGAAGGAUCAACGUUAAAAGGUCUUCCCAGAAGAGACAAUGAAAAAAGGAGAAAGAAAAAGGACGUGGUUAUUGCUACAGAGAAUGUGGAGAAACAUCCUCUCCAAAGCAGGUGGGCUCUUUGGUUCUUUAAAAAUGUCAGAAGCCAGCCAUGGCAGUGUAAUUUACGUCUCGUGACAACAUUCAACACGGUGGAAGACUUCUGGGCACUCUACACACAUGUCCAGCUAGCGAGCAAGCUGUCCUCUGGAUGCGACUACUCAAUAUUUAAGGAUGGCAUUGAACCCAUGUGGGAAGACAGUAGGAACAAAAGAGGGGGGAGAUGGCUCAUCACUCUGUCCAAGCAGCAAAGACACAGUGACUUGGACACCCUUUGGCUGGAGACGCUGCUGUGUCUAAUUGGUGAAGCUUUUGAUGAACACAGUGAGGAGGUCUGUGGAGCUGUAAUUAACAUUCGUGCAAAAGGUGACAAAAUAGCGCUCUGGACCAGAGAGACUGAAAACAGAGAGGCUGUCACUCACAUUGGCCGUGUUUAUAAGGAGAGACUAGGCCUGUCUUCCAAGGCAGUCAUUGGUUAUCAAGCACAUGCAGAUACAGCCACAAAGAGCAGUUCCCUUACCAAGAACAAGUUUGUGGUGUGAAGACUCAUCGUACAAAUCUCAAUUGUAUGUUGUGCACAGAUUUUCAUUUUUGUUGUUGACAAAAAGAGCUUUAAUUUAUGUUCCUUGAGCAAAUAAAAAUGCAAAAAACAAAA